UCCAACGGCGCCGCAUCUUAAUGGGAGCACAUCCGGCCAAAGGGAACCUUGGAGACAUCCGCGGGUUCCUAGCGGCUGGCAGCAAGGGGGUUUCCGAGGGCAGGGGGCCGCCACUGAAGGUCAGCUCUGCCAUUCGCGCUGGGCUAUGGAGGCUCUAAGUCCGCUUUCGGCAGCACCGGAGGAAGGAGACUGGGUGGCCUCAAGGGAGGAGGGCUAGAGGCGACAGAGACGCGGAAGAAGGCCGGGGGAAGAGGCAGGGCGAGGGAGGAGCCUGCGGAGACGCGGCCCCGGGCCGGCCGGCUGGAUCCCGACGUCCGCGCUCAGCCUGGUCGCCAUGGCGGGCCUGGGCCCGGGCCCCGCCGUCCCCGCCGUCCCCGCCGUCCCCGCCGUCCCCGCCGUCCCCGCCGUCCCCGCCGUCCCCGUGUGGCUGGCCGAGGACGACCUGGGCUGCAUCAUCUGCCAGGGGCUGCUGGACUGGCCGGCCACGCUGCCCUGCGGCCACAGCUUCUGCCGCCGCUGCCUGGAGAGCCUGUGGGGCGCGCGGGGCGCGGGGCGCCGCUGGGCCUGCCCCACCUGCCGGGAGGUCGCCGCGCAGCCGCCGCGGCUGCGGAAGAACACGCUGCUGCAGGACCUGGCGGACAAGUACCGCCGCGCCGCGCGCGAGCUGGAGGCGGGCCCCGACUCGGCCCCCCGCCCCGGCCCCUGCUCCAGCCCGGCCCCCAGGCCCCGGCGCCGCCGCUCACUGCCGCGGGUGGAAGUACAGAAGAGCAUCACAGAAGUUGGUCGGGAGCUGACAGAGCUGGGGGAACGGCUUGUAGACAUUGUCAGGAGCCUGCAGAGUCAGAGGCCCCUAUCAGAAUCUGGACCAGACAGUGAACUGAGCAUCCUGGGCAAGCUGGUGACUUCCGAUGCAGCUGCAGGGAAAAUCAAAGAUAUUCUCCAUGACCUAGAAGAAAUUCAGGAAAAAUUACGAGAAAACUUUUCCUGGAAAGAGGCUCCUGAAGCACAAACACAGGGGGAACUCUUGGACUCCCCGUCUUCCUCCUCAUGCCCAUUGUCUGACCAGAGCAGCCCUGCACUCAGAAGAGCUUCUCAGUUUGCUCAGUGGGCCAUUAAUCCAACCUUUAACUUGAUGAGCCUUGCCUGCAGCCUGGAAGUGUCUGGGGAUUUCCAUACAGUGACUGUGUCUCCCCGCCCACAACCCUAUCGCUGGAGUUGUGAGAGGUUUUCUACCAGCCAGGUCUUAUGUUCCCAGGCCCUCUGUUCUGGAAAGCAUUACUGGGAAGUGGACACUAGGAAUUGCAGCCACUGGGCAGUUGGGGUGGCUUCCUGGGAGAUGAGCCGUGACCAGGUCCUGGGAAGGACUACAGACUCUUGUUGUGUGGAAUGGAAAGGGACCAGCCAGCUCUCUGCAUGGCACAUGGUCAAGGAAACUGUCCUUGGCUCAGACAGACCUGGGGUGGUGGGCAUCUGGCUGAACCUUGAGGAGGGGAAGCUUGCCUUCUAUUCAGUGGACAAUCAGGAGAAGCUUCUGUAUGAGUGUACCAUCUCUGCCUCCUCUCCUCUGCACCCUGCCUUCUGGCUGUAUGGCUUACAUCCUGGAAAUCACCUGAUAAUAAAGCAAGUAAAGGUGUAAAGUUUCCUCAGGGAUUACAAAA
This is a messenger RNA of Saimiri boliviensis boliviensis (Bolivian squirrel monkey), 1658 nucleotides long. It is a transcript of the gene RNF135, whose product is annotated as ring finger protein 135. Gene Ontology annotation, biological process: regulation of innate immune response. Gene Ontology annotation, molecular function: ubiquitin-protein transferase activity; protein binding; ribonucleoprotein complex binding. NCBI's taxonomy places the organism in Eukaryota, Metazoa, Chordata, Mammalia, Primates, Cebidae. Gene Ontology annotation, cellular component: cytoplasm. The record is from RefSeq and is a predicted model, not a curated record.